Molecule: messenger RNA, 888 nt
Organism: Ciona intestinalis (vase tunicate)
Lineage: Eukaryota; Metazoa; Chordata; Ascidiacea; Phlebobranchia; Cionidae
Source: RefSeq, a predicted model, not a curated record
UAUAAAAGUCCCAACAUCCUGUGAUUCAGACUGUUGUUGCUUGAAGAAAGCUUGUUUGGUUUAAACACAACUGUGGGUGUACAAGCACUUUAAUAUCAAGGUCUGUAUCAACAUGUCUACGUUCGAAGCUUUAUGUGGGUUUGAUUUUAACUUUGUGUCGAGUACAUCUGGUAUGUUGCGCAUGUUUGCGCUGGCAACAAGCGGUGGGGUGUUCGGUAUCAUAUCAUCAAACAAAGCAAGGUACAGCGGUAACUCGAGCGCUUACGCCGAAUCAGCGGUAACAGAAUUGAUGUUGUGGGUAUCGGUAACAACAUGGGUGUUCACAUUGAUAUCGUUCCUCGUUCAAUGUUAUGGAAAACAAUUCCUGAACAAAACUGCGGAGAUCGUGAUGCACUCCACUUUUGCUCUGGCUUACCUAACAUCAACAAUAUUGUGGGCCGUAUAUUUGACAUGGGGUUCGUCCGCAUACGGGUCUCCGACGUCGUAUUAUCCAUCCUUUCAAGUAGGGCGGGUGUUUCAGAACGGCGACCACGCUUUCAUCGUUGUGUUGGCUGCAGCUUCAACUUCAACAUACGUCACUCAAGCUAUUAUGUCCAUGAUUGCCAAGUGUCACGUGUAGCUUGUUGGACGUGUACAUAUAAAGUUACUGUUUGUAAACUUCUUAAUUCUUAACAAAGUUAACUUUCUUAUACAUGGUUGCGACCUUGAAUUUUUGACGUUAUUAACUUAAUUAGAUCACCAUCGAGCUAAAGACACCACCAUAAACCCAACAUUGCCGCAUAAAACACCGACACCGCCUUGCUCUAUGAUCGUGUAUUUAUAAUGAUAGUAACAACAAAGUUUUAUUUAAUCUGUAACCGAGAGAAAUAAUAAACGACAAAAACUGAA